This is a messenger RNA of Cotesia congregata, 3468 nucleotides long. The record is from the annotation of a GenBank genome assembly. NCBI's taxonomy places the organism in Eukaryota, Metazoa, Arthropoda, Insecta, Hymenoptera, Braconidae.
AUGACGAUAAAUGAAAAUUCUGAUACCGAAAUAACUGGAUGUGGUUUUAAUUCUUUCAAAGAAAGUAGAGAAAUAAAUAAUUUAAUAAACCAACUUAGAAUUUCAGAUUUACCUCACAGCAUAAUAGAGAAAAAUGUUGAAAAAUUUAAGUUUAUCGUCUCUCAAUACCAAGACCAACCUCAUCUACUUGAUCCGUUUUUGGAAGAUAUUAUUGGAAAAAUUUUGGCUGUCGUUUCAGACGUAUCAACUUCAGAUGACAUGAAAAAUAAUGCUUUUAAAUACUUAUUUCUUUUAAUGAGUGUGAAGACGUAUAAAAGACUCGUUACUUAUCUUCCUCAUGAGGUAAUAGAUCUCUUGCCAGUUUUAAGAAUGUUAGAAAAGCAAGAUCCUACUGAUUUAUCUACUUGGGAAACGAGAUAUGUUCUUCUUAUAUGGCUUUCAAUAAUUUCUAAAAUUCCUUUCCCAUUAUCUCGAUUGGAGACUUCGAGUUCAGUGGAUCCAUCACAAACUAUUCUCGUGAGAAUUUUAGAGUUAUGUAAACGUUAUUGCCUGGUCAAAGAUUCAUGUUUAGUUGCAGCGGUGUUUCUAGUAUCCAGUUUUCUCACUCGAUCCGAUGUCAAAAAACUGUAUUUAGAAGAAAUGAUAAUGUGGUGUUUAAAAUGUUUAAGAAAUGACCCUUUAAGUUACGGACCUUUGGCAGUUUUAGCAUCAAUGUUAAAACAUAAUUCUCGAGAUGAUUUAAAGCCUUAUUGUCAAAUCUUAUUUGAUAAUGUUAUAGAACUAAAUUUUUUAAAAAGUCCGAACAGUUUAAUAGGUAAAUACGCAAUUAAAAUUAUACAACGUGUAGGACUUGUGUUGUUAAAACCGAAAUUCGCGACUUGGAAGUAUCAAAAAUCUGGGCAAAAAAUAAAUCUAUUAUCAGAUAUCCAGAAGUAUCCUAUAAUCGAAAAUAUUGAUGUGAAUAAUAGCGUGACAAUUGACAAUGAUGAUCAAGAUGUACCAACAGUUCUCGAAGAAAUAAUUGAACAUUUAAUUCAAGGUCUUAGAAAUAAAUCUAUUGACAUUAGAUGGUUAGCCGCAAAAGGCAUUGGCAAAAUAACGUCACGAUUACCAGUUGAUUUAGCUGAUGAAGUAGUUGGUUUUGUUCUAAAUUUGUUUUCUGACCGAGAAUUGGACUCAGCUUGGCAUGGAGGAUGUCUUGCUCUAGCUGAAUUAGGAAGAAGAGGGCUUUUAUUGCCACAUCGAUUGAGUGAAGUCAUUCCAGUAAUUGUUAAAGCAUUACUAUUUGAUGAACCCAGAGUAAAUGGCUCUUUAGGGUCAGCGAUUCGUGACGCAGCUUGCUAUGUCUGUUGGUCUUUUGCCCGUGCCUUUGAGCCACAUAUAAUUCAACCUUAUGUUCAAAAAAUAUCUGCCACUUUAUUAAUGGUCGCUUGUUUCGAUAGAGAAAUAAAUUGUCGGCGUGCUGCUUCUGCAGCUUUUCAAGAAAACGUCGGCCGACAAGGUAAUUUUCCCCAUGGAAUAGAUAUUGUAACAGUUGCUGAUUACUUCGAAGUCGGUACAAGAAACCAAGCUUAUCUUAAAGUCAGCGUUCAUAUUUGCCAGUAUGAAGAGUAUACCAUUCCAAUGAUAGACCAUUUAACUCAACGCAAAAUUAAUCAUUGGGACACAACAAUAAGAGAAAUAGCUGCCAAAGCGCUGUACAAUUUAACACCUCUCAAUCCAAAAUACAUGAUAAAAACUGUAUUACCCAUUCUAAGUGACUCGUUGGAUUCCAUUGAUUUAAAUGUAAGACAUGGAUCUGUUUUGGCAAUUGCUGAAAUUAUUGAGGCUCUAUAUUUACAUUUUAAUCAAGAUAUUGCUAGUAUUAUAAGUAUAACAGAGUUAGAGAAAUAUAAAAAAAUUAUUGGUUUAUUUAAAACUCGAGGGCAAUUUAAAGGUUUAGGUGGUGAAUUAAUGAAACAAGCAUGUUGUACUUUUAUUAGAAAAAGUUCUCUAGUGCAUUUUCCAAUUCAUUCAUCGUCUAUUGUUGAUGAAUGGCAAGAUUUUCUUGAAGAUUGCUUAAAUCACGAAGUGUCUAUUGUUAAGCUAAAAGCUGCUGAAGCGCAUACACACUUUUUUACCGAAUAUUAUGAAGAUAAUUAUAAAAGUAAGGAAAAACGACAUACAGCUGUUGAACGUUAUCUCUAUAAUUUAAAAUCAAAUCAUGAAAAUCAAAGAAUUGGAUUCGCACAAGCCAUUGGAUAUUUUCCUACAUUUAUACUACUUGAAAAAUUAGAAGAUAUUUUAACAGCACUUAUUGAUUGUUCACAUUUUACGAAAGAAACUUUUCAAUGGGCUGAAAGUAGAAAAAAUUCAUUACAAUCAAUAACAAUGAUAAUUAAAAAUUUACAUGUUGAAAAUGAUAAGUUUCAGAGUUUUAUUUUAAAACUUUAUGAAUGUUAUUUAUUUGCGAUGAAAGAAUACACUGUCGACAGUCGAGGUGAUAUAGGAGCAUGGGUACGUGAAGCUGCUAUGGUUGGUCUUUAUGAAUUAACAACUUCAAUUUCACAAUCAAAACUCAUUACAUUUCUCAGCGAAUCGUUGAUGACUCAAAUAAUCGGUGAAAUAGCUCAACAGGCUAUAGAACGUAUUGACAGGACUCGAAUUCAAGCAGGAAAAAUUUUUUAUACUCUUUUAUACCAUGUUCCAGAAAUACCCAACAUUCCACAUCAUGAUGAAUUGAAAAAAAUUUUUCCUCAAAAUGAAUGUAAAGAUAAUAUGAAUUGGAUGACUGAACUUGAUACAUUUCCUCGCUUCAUUAAAAUGUUAAAUUAUCAACCAUACAUAGAAAAUAUUUUACGUGGUAUUAUAUUUAGUGUUGGAGGGUUAAGUGAAUCUUUAGUGAAACAUUCAAGUACUUCGUUGUUUUCUUACCUAAAUGAAAUUGAUGAAGUACGGCUUCAACAAUUAUUUAGUGAAAUGUUAAAUAUUUUUGAUAAAAGUCAUGGGAACGAACGAAUGAUAAAAUCCAUCCUAACAUUUUUAGACCGACUUCUCAGUUCUGGAUGCAUUCAAAGUAUUUUAGAUAAUACUCAAAGUCAACUACCAAAACGUAUGUUGACGUUAGUUAAGAGAGAAAAACAAUUCAUGACUAAUACUAAAUUAAUUAUGAGUACGAUCAAUGUGUUUUGUCAACUAUUACAGGCUAAAGGAUCAGUUGGGAAACAAGCUUUUGUUCAAUUGAGUAUUUUACUUUGCAACAAGUUUCAAGUAAUCCGAAAAACAACAGCUCUUCGCUUAUAUGAGGCAUUGACUUUAUAUGGAGAAGAUAUGGAUAUAAAAGAAGAUAAUUUGAGCGAAAUAUUAUCCGGGUUAAAUGAAACAGACUGGGGUAAAUCACCAGAUACUUUGAGACCGAUUAGAAAUAACUUUUGUAAAUUGGCAGAUGUAAAUCCACCAAUUAAAAUGAAGGAAAAUAAUGAUAGUUAA